CACCAUUCGAGGGAACAGACUGAGCGCGAGUGCACGGUGUCCCGCUGGCCCUCUGUCUCGGUGGUGUGCUUACUGGCCAACACUACAUCGAAGAUAUCCAUCUGGUGAAUCCUCCGUGCAACGCCCUCCUGCUCAACGGUGGCAAUGGUGAGUGCGCCACGGCCAGGCCAUCUUGAAUUCUCGUCUUGGAGAAGUGACACACAUCUUGGAGGAGUGACACACGACCUGCAGGCGACCCAUCGGGAAGCAAUAUCGUGCACACAGUCAGAUGCUGAUGUCGUGUUCUGCGUGCCUGUCGGUAACGCGUCCGUGACAGGCAUUCCCCACAGGCUGUCCGGCGUGUCCGACUUGUGCAUGUCCUCUGGCCGGAGGGAUAGAUGAGCCGUCCAGAUGGUGGCAGCCGGCUCAACGAUGAUGCCCAGCUGAGAAAGCGUGGCUCCGGCGAUUAGUUGCAUACCUGUGUGAGGAGAACAUCAACACGAGAGCUGGUGUUUCGCACAGACGGUGGGAUUUAAUCAGACGACUGACCGCGCCUGAUGACGGCCAGGCCGUCGUCGACACUCCACUUGGCGACAGUGUUCUCCAGUCGGUAUUGCACCUCACGAUGGGCUGGUGUGCCUACUUCGGCCAGCUGGUGCAACACACACACACCUAAAGUGAGCACCAUAGACACCCCAAGCCUCCUGGAUUUUGUUUGCAUUUCCUGCGCCAUGUCGGUGCGACCCCACCUGCCACUGCCUUUUUGAUCCUCGGUGUGAGGCUUGCGCGAGGUCCCACGAUCAUCGCAGCAUUGACAUCCUACACACCACAACACGGCGUCGCGUCCGUAUGUGGGCGGCAGUGUCGCCUGCACUGUGACUAACCUCGUCCGUCAUUUCUUCGUCGUCCUUGGACACAGGCACUGAUGUGAAGCCCGAGAGAAGCUGUCGAACCCAUGUUGGGGUCGACGGUCCACAGACGGUGGAGCGCUGCGAGACGUGCUGACACACACACACGUACGUGAUGCAGACCCGUGUGUGUUUGUGUGUGUUCGUGAUUGUGCAUUCCUUCCCUCUCACUGCUGACCUUCAGGCGCCCGCGGCCUCAGGAGCUCUGCCUCAGACGCGCAGGCGACUCGCAGGAGAGCUUCCCAGUCGGCAAUGCCCUCGACCUUGUAAUAAGCCACGGAGACUGCACCGGUAGGCUGAACCUCGACGAGGGUACCAUCUGCACACACGAUGAACCAACAUUGACUGAGUGAGGGAGGGGGGGAACACCCAUGGGCCGUCGUCUGUCUGUCUGUCUGUCUGACUUGAAGAAUGAGAGCCCCUUGAAGAGGUCCCCGAUGAGCACGAAGUCCUUGAUGAUGGAGCAGCAGGUGAUGAACGUCAUGCCGUCAUGGAUCACACCGCCAAGCAGCUGACGCUCGCCCACCUCCUAGCAUAGCAACAGCACACAGACAGACAGACAGACAGACAGACAUGGUCAGUCAGAGAGAUAGAUAGACAGACAGAGAGAGAUCCGCCCACACACACCUGCACAAUGAGCCAGCCGGCGUGCAUCACAUACGAGCCGCUGGCCGCCUUGCCACUCACAGGCUCGAACCGCGUCAGCACAGACACCGGACCCUUGUAGCUGCUCUUCAGAUACACACGGAAGCCGUACUGCUCCACACCCGAGGCGCCCUCCGUGCCCGCCGCUAGUGGUGGUGGUGGGUGCGGGGGGAUGACGUCCAUGGCGUCGUCGGAGGGGUUGGGCAGCUGCAGGAGGUAUACCUGGCCAGUCGUGUGGCCUUCCGGCUGGUCGGUGUGAAGCUGCGCGGAGCCCACGGCCAGCAGGGUCUCGCCUGAUUUGAUUCAAGCAAGGCAAGAAAGAACAUUGUGUUUGUGUGGAGUGGAGAGGGUUAUGCAUGUAUGUUUGUGCACUGCACUGCACCAUAGAUGCGGAGGAAGCUGAGGCUGAGCGCCUUCUCCAGAGGGCCGAACUUCCACCAACUGACAGACAACCGAGUCACAAACCCAAACCAACAAAUCCAAGCCGACACAAACACAAAAGGGUCAUCACAUAACCCCCUAGGGCCGCCGGUGUUUCUUCCUUUCCUUCUUCUCGGCACUUACGCGCAGGGUGCAUGCAGCCCGCCAUCCAGCCUGUACAGCCUCACCUCGUGCCUGUCAGUCACCCUCCUCAACCCCACACGAGCCCCAGCCCCAGCCCCCCCGUCAGACUGCAGCAGCAGCAGCCGCUCGUUGAAGGACCCCCUGAGCGACUCGGGCACAUACUCACUGUCUUCAUCCUCCAGGCCCGUCUUGGGCCCAUGGUACGCCACCACUGGCUCCUCGUCAGCCAGCGGGACGGCCACGGCCAGCAUACCCACCGAUGGGUCGCUCAGAGCCAUGUGGCCGCAGGGAGAGCCCAUCAGGACGGGUUGGGGAUGAGUCUCAGUGGCUGCCGAAGGGGCAUCAGGCUGGGGCGGCAAUGGCGGCUCCUCUGUGUCUGUGUGGUCGAUGACGUCCUCGGGGAGAGGAGGAGGGCAGGGGCGUGGGGGGCUGCCCAGGGGCACCUAAUGGAUGGAUGGAAGGAUGGAUGGAUGGCAAGAGAGAGGGAAGAGCGGAGUGUGGGUGUGCAUUGCGUCCGUCCGUGUGUCCGAGCAUGGAUACCUUCAGUUGGGGUAUUGGCUUGGCCAGGUCCCAUUUGGCGAUGUGCUCGACGGCAGAUGAGGGGGCGACAUUGCUGCUGCCGGGUGCGUCACCGUCGUUCCUCUGGGGGAUGUCCAGCUCCUCAACCUACACACACAACAGACACAUAACAUCAUCCAGAGAGAGGGGAAGGAGAGAGCACUGACGUCAAUCAGUAUCCGUGCUGGUUGCAGCCCUCAGUGCACUGAAUGGACGCAGCUUACGUAUUCCAGCCGGAUCAUCGAUGUCGACGACAGACUCAAGAACCUGAACAAACAUACAACAGCAGCAGGCGUGAACGAAGCAGGGACGCGCAACACGCUUACGCAUGGGGAUAGGCCGGCGUCCUGAAGGGUGCACAAACACCUCACUCCGCCUCCCCACCACCCACCACCUCCCUCCGUCCGGGGGGCACCACAAACGCGCCCCUCUCUCCACCCACCGACACGAACGGGACCACCUUUCCUCCGCCAUAGACGCCGAAGGGCACCAGCUCGCCCGUGGAGGCCUGAUGCUGAUAGGAGGGCAUGACGGGCAGCACAAUAGGGUGCAUCAUGAGCUUGAAGCGGUAGGGGAAUGACGGG
Vitrella brassicaformis is the source of this 3238-nucleotide messenger RNA. NCBI's taxonomy places the organism in Eukaryota, Vitrellaceae. The record is from the annotation of a GenBank genome assembly.